AUGGGAAGAAGCCGAACUCGAUAUGUUCAGAAGAGCUGCACAAACUGUCGUAAAGAGAAAAGAAGAUGCAGUGAGGGCAUAAUCUGCAAAAGAUGCUCUGAUCGUGGUAGGGAAUGCAAGAGAAAUUGGGAUUCACAGAAAAGAGGACGAAAAAAAAAUAACACAGAUGGCAAUAGCGGGAAUAACAUGACCGAUGAAGCUAUAUUUAUAUUGGGGGAUAAUAAUCCUUUGGCCAUACCACCUGUCACCGAAGAUGAUAACUUCGAACAACGACUUACGAGGGAAUUAUUUAAUUUUAAUCGUGGAUGGCCUUGGUGA
Entrophospora sp. SA101 is the source of this 318-nucleotide messenger RNA. NCBI's taxonomy places the organism in Eukaryota, Fungi, Glomeromycota, Glomeromycetes, Entrophosporales, Entrophosporaceae. The record is from the annotation of a GenBank genome assembly.